AUGCCAGACCUCCUCACUCCUCAAACAAUCGCCUCAGCCGGUCCCCUCGUCAUCGACACCCUGCUCAAACACUUCCUCUCGCACAAGUCCCUCAAGGCGCGAAGUAAAGCCCGGGGCGACGACCUACUCUAUGAUGAGGCUUUCGUACUGAUGAAGACCUUUCUGGAGUCUGCUACAAAAUACCCCGUCGCCUCGCUCCAGAAAUUCGGUCAAGUCCGCACUCCCGCCCCGCCCGCUGUAGCGAUCCACCACAUCUCCAUCCCACACCGCUCUCUCGCCCUGUCGGCGGAAUACCUGAUCAAGGCGUUCGGGGGCGAAGAGAUGGCGUACAAGAUUGCGGGUGGGAGUAAGUGGUGGCAGGUCCGUGCGGGGGCGGGGCUGGAGGCGGAGUGGAUCGUGAUGAAGAAGGAUUAUAGGGAGUGGGAGAGAGGGGAGAAGGGGCGGAAGAAGAGUGGGGCUGGGGCUGAGGGGAAGAGGGGGUCGGGAAGUGGACCGGCUAGUGGGGUGGGAACGCCGAAAGGGAAGGAGAAGGCCAAGGUGGGGGUGGAGAAGGAGGAGACGGGGGAAAGUGCGGAUGAUGCUGGGUGGAGAAGCGAGAUGGACGAGACGAGGUGCAUGCUGUACAUCCAUGGUGGAGCAUACUACUGGGGCUCGAUCAAUACCCACCGCUAUACUAUCUGGCGGUACGCUCGUAAGAUGCGCGGUCGGUGCUUUGCCGUCAAUUACAGAAAAGCUCCCCAAUACCCCUUCCCCUGCGCAAUCCAAGAUUGUCUCGCCGCAUACCUCUACCUGACCCGUCCUCCCCCGGGUGCACCACACCGCCCCGUCCGGCCCGAACACAUCAUCAUCGCCGGUGACUCGGCAGGUGGGGGGCUGGUUCUGGCCUUGUUACAGAUAUUGAGGGAUACGGAGGGGCUGGAGUUGCCUGCUGGGGCGGUGUUGAUCAGUCCGUGGUCAGACUUGACGCACUCGUUUCCUAGUAUCCUGCAUAACACCUCGACCGACAUUGUUCCGCCUUACAGCUUUAUCCACAAACCUUCUUCCCUCUGGCCACCUCCCCCUCCGGACCUCACCAACAUAGUCCAAUCCCGUCUCAAAUCCAAGAUCCAGCAACUCACCUCCCACCUUCACUCACACCACGCCGAGACCUCCUCUUCCACCACCCCCUCUUCCUCUCAGUCCGCAGCUCCACAUCGACCCAAUGCGGACCAUGCCAGCGACGCCGAUGACGGGGACAGCGACGAUGCCCAGAACCCCAUCCAAAAUAUCCCACUAAUGGGUCGACCUGCGGACCUGCCCGAGAAGCUCCGUUCGUCCCAGCUCGGAACGAAGAAGAAGUUCAGCCUGAACUUUGGAAGAGGGGGCGCGGACCUGCAUCCGACGACACAUAAGGGCGAUGCGGGGCAUCAGCCGUUGCCGGAAGGUGAAUCGGGGAGGAACCCUAGUCGGGCGAAUCCGGCGGAUGCGUAUAGGAGGUUGGAGCCCAGAGAAUUAAGGGAUAAGGGCGGCAGAGAGGAUGGUGGAGGAGUAGCUGGUUCUGGCUCCGUGGGUGGUGAUACUGGAAAACGGGGUACUGGAGAGAGAGGAGGCGCGACGACCGAGGACGGGACCGCAACGCCCAAAGCACCAGCGCGCGGCUCGACAUUGGCGAAAUGCGACUACCCCGUGGAGUUGACGGUCCAAGGCGAACCGGUCGUCAUUGAUACCCAGAUCCAACUAUACGCUACCAAUGCGCAGUUGUGUUAUCCGCUCGUCUCGCCCGUGUUGGGGUAUAUGGGCGGGCUGUGUCCGCUUUAUGUGUGUUGUGGGGAUAAUGAGGUGCUCAGGGAUGAGAUUAUAUAUCUUGCGCACAAAGCUGCCAACCCGGGCAAAUAUCCAAUUAGGGACGACGUCAAGGCGAUGAUGCCGCACUAUGAAGGGAUAGAGGAGAGGUAUGGACCUACCAAGGUCCAUCUUCAGGUGUAUGACGGCACCGGCCACGAUCUCCCCCUCUUCAGUAUGUGCAAAUCCGCCCGCGGGGUCUUUCGCGCCAUAUCGACCUUUGCGCGCUUUGUCACUCCUUCCGCAUCCGUCAUGCCCACAUCUACGUCUACAUCUUCGGCUUCUGCCCAUGCGUCUGCUUCCACGACCGGAGCAGGAUCUGGCAGCGCAGGAAAAGGGUUCGGAGGGUUCAGCAUGACGCCGUAUUCCCUUACCAGGCGGAACUCUACCAAGGCCACUGCGACUCCGCGGAGUACCGGUUCGAGUCCGCGGGUCGGGCCUGCCGAUCUUGUGCCGUCCGCUGCGGGGUCAGGUGACUCCAGGAGGGCGUCGAAAGUGGACUACACGGAGCUUGCGCCUCCGCUUCCUCUAACGGCGAUUACGGAGUUGUCGAUUUCGGAAUCCCCCAGAACGAGUCUGGCGCCUUUUCCGAUCACCACGACCACCGCUUCGAGCGGGACAGCGACAGCAAGCGGAAGCAGCGGGACUGGAAGUACCAGUACCCUUGCUGGAAGAUCGGAUUCUCUUCACAUCCAGCGGGAUAUCCCACCUUCGGAAAGUCCUGUCCCGAUGUCGCCUCUCUCGCGGCCUACUGUCGGUCGAAGCCUCAGUGCCGUCUCGUCCUUGACAAACACGCCGACCGAGGAGGGACAGCCGGGAUUGGCUAGUCCGCUAGCACCCGCUGCGCCCGGCGUCGGUGCCGGUGCAAGUGGGGACGACGCGGGACCGAGAUGGGGCGGAUUUGAGGAUGAUCAUAACAACGCCAACGAAGGGGAGGCGGGACAUCCUUCCGUCUAUCGCGGACCGCAGGCAUUCAAGGACAAUAUGAUCCGCGAACGCGUCGACCCGAACGGCCACCUCCGGGCCCUCGAGCCUGAAUCGGAACUAGGAGCCAUGACGAUGCCCUCUGGUGAGAUCGGGACGAUCAAGGAGGGACCGGCGAUGCGAUACCUCACCGGCCAGUAUUUAUGGGAUAAGCGGUAUAAGCGGGCGAGGAAGGAGGUGGAGAAGCACCGAGAGAGGAAUUUGAGGGACGCGAGGGGGAAAGAUAGGGAGAGGAUUGUGAGGGGCGUGAAGGGACGGUAUGAGAGUCAUAAGGCUAGGAAGGCGGCGGAGGCUGAGGCUGAGAAGGGGGAGAGGGGGGAGAAGAAGGGUGGGGCAGACGUGGAGGGAGGGGAAGGGGCUGGAGGGGAGAGUGAGUGGGAAGACAGGGCGGAGGGAGAGGGAGAGGGGAACGAAGAGCAAGAUUGGAGCUGGGAUUGGUCGUGGGCGCUAGAUGGGGAAACACCGCCCCCAUCUGCGAUCGUCAGUCGGCGAGAUACUACUGAAGCCCGUAAACUCGCCCUGAUGGCGGACCGGCUGGACUCGUCCAAGCCUACGCACAUAGGCGGGCUGUCGAUCUGGGUCGCGCUCGCUACAUUCUUUUCGAAUGUCGGGGAAAAGGAGAAGGCGAGUGAGGCGCUCAAGGAGGCGAAGGCGAAUAAGGCCGGAGACGGGGGAAGGAGGGGGAGUGAUGAUUCGGUGGAUGUGGGGACGGACGGGGAGGAGCUGGGGGGGACGGGGACUGCAGAUGAGGGGGAAGGGGGGAGUCAUGGGACAGGAACGGGAACGGGAGCGGGAGCGGGCGUAGAGGCAGGAUUAGGGGCUGGCGAGAAGAGGAGGGGGAGCUCUACGUUGGAGAAGCUGGGUCAUGCGUUUGGGUUCAAGUAG
Messenger RNA from Dioszegia hungarica, 3690 nucleotides. RefSeq lists its product as uncharacterized. NCBI's taxonomy places the organism in Eukaryota, Fungi, Basidiomycota, Tremellomycetes, Tremellales, Bulleribasidiaceae. The coding region runs from base 1 to 3690 and encodes 1229 amino acids. Gene Ontology annotation, molecular function: hydrolase activity. The record is from RefSeq and is a predicted model, not a curated record. The transcript is spliced from 11 exons.